AUGUGGGCGGCACUUCACCUCCCGGAGCAUCUCGCCGAUCACCCUCUCUGGCGCAACGCUGUGCGCUGCAUCACGGACGCGGGCCAUGGCUACGUUCCCCCGAAGCGGCGGUAUGUUGGUGGCGCCGGCCUUGCGCGCUGCCGCGAAAAGAUCGAGAGGGGGCUCGCUCCCAUCACUGCGAGCUGGAAGCGGGAUGGCGUGACGAUAGGCUCGGACAUGAUGACGGACAAAAGUGGCCGUCCCCAAGCCAACAUCCUGCUCAUCAACGAUUCCGGUGCAGUGCUCACCGAAAGCAUCGACUGUAAGUUGGAGAUGAAGACGAGAGGUUACAUUGCAUCCGUUUUGCGCCCGAUCAUUGAGAAGGUGGGGCCCGCCAACAUAGUUGCGUUAUGCAUGGAUGGGGGCAGCAAUUAUGCGGCUGCAUGUAGGGAACUCAUGCUUGAGUAUCCUCACAUUGAACAUGUGCCGUGCGCUACUCACGUCAUGGAUCUGCUCAUGGAGGACAUUGGGAAAAUGGAUUGGGCGAAGGACAUUGUGGCUAAGGUGAAGGGAGGGAAGGGGAAGCAGGUGCUGAAGCCGGCGGGCACCAGAUUUGGCACGCAAUUCAUCGCGGUGCAGCGGCUUUGCGAGGUGCGGAGUGCAUUGACGCAGAUGGUGCUCAGCCCAGAGUGGCAGGCUUGGGCGAAGGGGAGGAAGCCGCCGGUCGAGCCCUUCGCAACCAUGAUCAUGGAUGCCGUGUGGUGGAAAGGUGCGGAGUUCUUCGUCGCUCUCCUGAAGAUCCCCUUUGCCGUCAUGCGAAAGACUGACUCGACGGCCAAGGGCAUGAUGGGCAGAAUGUACGAUUUGAUGCUGCAGCUCACGGAAGACAUCAAUGCAAAGCUGGAGGAGGAGGAGGCGGGAUUGGUGCUGUCCAGCAGCGAACGCACGGAGGUGACCAACAUCGUCCAAAAGCGCUGGGACCAUAGCAUGGCGUGUGCCAUGCACGUGGUUGGCCGGAUCCUCAACCCGGUCAACCAAGAGGAAGGCAUCUUCCGCACCGACCUGGAGUGUACUCGCGUCUUCAAAGCGUUUGUCGCUCGUCACUACGCAGGGCGGACCGUCACGCGCAAGGAGGGCGAGGAGCUGCGCGCAUCCCACGUCAUCCAGGACGGCCUGACGGCAUUCAACACCCUUCUGGGGAGCUUCGGCCUACCCGACGCCAUCUCUGACCGUGAGCUCGUGAAGGCCGGUAAGAAGACGGCCGUCCAGUGGUGGACGUGGCACGGGACGGAGCACCCCGAGCUAACAACGCUCGCUUGCCGCGUUCUCUCUCAGCCAGUGUCCGCAUCGGCGUGUGAGAGGAACUGGGCAGUGUGGGAAUCGAUCCACACUGCCAAGCGCAACAGGUUGGGGUCCGAGAAGUGUCGGGACCUCGUGUAUGUUGCGCACAAUUGGAACAUUGUGCGCAACUGGCACAAGGGGGCUGAGGGGGUGACGGUUCUCCCGGGGAACAUCCCUGAGGCCUCCCUGCCGGAAGGGUACAACAAGGUUUUGGAGGAGGAUGAGGAGGAGGGGGAGGAGGAUGAGCUGGAGGAUGAGUACAAGUAG
This is a messenger RNA of Closterium sp. NIES-65, 1587 nucleotides long. Lineage: Eukaryota; Viridiplantae; Streptophyta; Zygnematophyceae; Desmidiales; Closteriaceae. The record is from the annotation of a GenBank genome assembly.